GCUGCUUUUCAUUUUUUAUAGUUUGUCUUCAUAACAUUUUUUUUGUUGGGUAAGAUGUCUUCAUAAAAUUCUAUUUUCCAGUUGAAUUCUGGGGCAGGUUAGUUUAUAACAUCCUGUAUCUAGAAAUUGGCAUACUAAGUAAUAAUUAACGAUCCUCAUUCGCUGCGAUGACACUGUAAACGCCGGAUAUGAAUCAUUUAUCAUCUACCGGGAGUCUUUGCAUCAGCGUCGGUUUACGUACGUACAUACCUGGAGGUCUUACGCUUGAGAAACUUUCAAGAGGUCCCUCCCGUCCGCCUCGGUCAGAGUAUGAUAUUAAAUUAAACUAGCUAGGUGCAAACAUUGCACGAUGGAUGGAGUUUGAAAGAUAUGGAGAAGAGGAAGAGGCAAGAAGAAUUGAAUUAGAGAUCAAACCUCAGCUGGCUACUAUAAAAAGCCAUGCAUGCAUUGGAGAAACCAUGCAAGAAGAUCAUCCAUGGAGAAGGGGGGUAGGAGGAAGAUGCACAUAGUGAUGGUUCCAUGGCUGGCAAUGGGACAUAUCAUCCCAUUCCAUCACCUCUCCAUAUGCUUAGCCCAAAGAGGCCACACUGUCUCCUUCCUCUCCACCCCAAAGAACCUCCAGAGGCUCCCUCCCACCCCAAAAACCCUAGCUCACCUCAUAACGAAAGUCCCCAUCCCUUUAGUUCAUCGUCCACCUCGCCUGCCUCCCGAUGCUGAGAACUCCCUCGACCUCUCGUACCCCAAGCACCAGCUCCUCAAGCUCGCCUUUGCCUCCGUCGAGCCCACCAUCGCCUCCUUCCUCACUUUCUCCUCCCCUCGGCCUGACUGGAUUGUCUACGACUUCACCUGCCACUGGCUCCCCGGGUUAGCUCGGCCCCUCGGUAUCCGAUCCGCCUACUUCGGACUCUUCACUGCAGCGUUCUUUGCCUUCUUGGGCCCCCCAUUGACCUUCCUUGAUGGCAGUGGCUCGGACAGGUUGACUGUUGAGCGCUUCACCGCAGUCCCCGCCUGGGUUCCUGAGUCCAACUUUGCGUUCCGGCCUUAUGAGAUCGCGAAGUUCGUCCACCGCUCGACCUGCCAGGAAUUCGAACCCGAGUGGUUUGAUCUCCUUGGUAAGCUACUUCAGAAACCGCUCGUACCCGUUGGUCUUCUGCCUCCGACACCGGCAGAAAAAGACGUGAAGGAUGAGGGGAGAUGGGUCUCCAUGCGAGACUGGCUCGAUAAACAGGCUCCAGGUUCAGUGGUUUACAUAGCACUCGGGAGCGAAGUCGAGCUGUGCAUACAAGAAGUCCAGCACUUGGCACUAGGUUUGGAGAAAACGGGAUUACCAUUUUUGUGGGUUCUGAGGAACCCGCCAGAGUCGACCCAGAGAGCAGCGGACAUGCUGCCCGACGGGUUCAUGGAGAGAGUGGAGGGACGGGGUAUAAUAUGCACCGAGUGGGCCCCACAAGUGAGGAUACUGAGCCACGGGGCGGUCGGGGCAUUUAUGACCCACUGCGGGUGCAACUCUUUCAUAGAAGGGCUCGCAUUCGGGCGUGUUCUGAUAAUGUUGCCGAUGAUAAACGACCAAGGCCUCAACGCUAGGCUACUGCAGCGCAAGAACGUAGGGAUCGAAGUGGAGAGAGACGAAAGAGACGGGUUGUUCACGCCCGAUGCAGUGGCGAAGGCCGUGACUCAGGCAAUGGUGGGCAAGGCCGGCGAGCCCAUAAGGGCUUGUGCGAGGGAAGCAAUGGGGUUGUUUGGGAAUAAGGAGAAGAAUGACCGUUACGUGGAUGAGUUCGUUGGUUACUUGGAAGAGCAUACAUAG
Messenger RNA from Punica granatum (pomegranate), 1807 nucleotides. The record is from RefSeq and is a predicted model, not a curated record. NCBI's taxonomy places the organism in Eukaryota, Viridiplantae, Streptophyta, Magnoliopsida, Myrtales, Lythraceae.